AUGCCCAAACUGCAAGCUGCCACAGUAUCCAACAAGGUUGUGCGCAAAAGAAAGAGAAAGAGUCAGGAUGGACAAGACCAAGUAGAAACCGAGCCUGAAGGUACCCAAGAUUCAGCCGCAAGCACGACAACAGUCCCGACCAAAACACAAGAUGGAGGCAAGAAACCAAGGCGGACACCCAAAGCCAAAGGUGCAGCACCUAGUCUGUCCAGAAAAGGAUCUUCCAUGGUAGAGACGACGAUACCCUGGCCCGAGGAGCUCACAAAGUUAUCUCAAGUUCACCGAGCUCUCAAUCUGGUCUACACCUUCUGUUGCACGCGCAAACAUCUGGCUACCACUUUUGAGACUAUAAGGACCACCGUCGAGUCACACAUUGGCCGCGAACUUUCCAUACAAGAUGUCGCCAAGAUCAAGGCCCUCAUACCGCGUUCCAUCAACUUUGCAUACAUUGACGAGGAUCUACUGCAGGUAAAUCUCAUGGGCGAACAAGAAAACUCGAAGAAUAAGAGAUUCGAAGGUUACAUGGCCUCGGAACCAACAGAAGACAAGCAAGAGAAAGGGAACAAGGAGGUACUGUUGUUCGAGUACAUUGACGGGGACCUGAAGCGUCAAGUACAGCAUACAAAGACUGGAGAGCCCACAAAGGCAACGCGGAAGCUGAAAGAUGAAGACCUCAAGAUGCCCGUCUACAGCCAGAAGCAGAUGAUGAACUUGAUCGAGAAGAGGAACAAUAAAUUCACCUCUGCGGUGAAUGCCUGGCUGAACGAUUGCGACGCAGAAGGCGUGAAUCCGGUAGAGAAACUGGAUAUCGAGCACAACUUGAACAUACCCGCGCCUUCGGAAAGUAGAGGAAACACACCCACCCCGGAGAAGCGAAGAGCUUUGCUGCCAAAAUCCAUCCCGGACGAACGCAAGACUAUUCCGGAGAUUGUGUCCGAGAUCAAGACUCUGGAGUGGUAUACUGGCCAAAUAGUGCCGGAUGGUCACCGCGUGUUUGACCCUCAGCCGGCCAUCUAUGGCGACUUGAACUUUGAGUUAUCCCAAACUCUUGUCAACGCACUGUACAACACUCGUGGGAUCACUCAACUAUACUCCCAUCAAGCCGAGGCUAUCAACAAUCUAUAUGACGGCCACAACGUGAUUGUAUCAACGUCAACGAGUUCUGGCAAGUCUUUGAUCUACCAGAUACCUGUUCUCCAUGAACUGGAGAAGAACAAUCAGGCCAGAGCCAUGUAUAUCUUCCCAACCAAGGCUCUUGCUCAAGACCAGCGACGCAGUUUAAAGGACCUGUUACAAUACAUGGAUGGACUGCAAGAUCUUGUCGUCGAGACUUUCGAUGGUGAUACACAAAUGUGCGACCGAAACCUCAUCCGAGAUGAAGGAAGCAUUAUCUUUACCAACCCUGAUAUGCUGCACAUCACCAUUCUCCCACAAGAGGAAGCCUGGAGAACCUUUCUUCAGAAUCUACGCUUUGUGGUUGUUGAUGAACUCCACGUCUACAAUGGUUUGUUUGGAGCCCAUGUAGCUCUAAUCAUGAGACGUCUGCGUAGAAUUUGUGCUGCUGUGGGAAACCGCCACAUCAAGUUCAUCUCUUGCUCUGCUACAGUCGCUAACCCUGAAGAGCACAUGAAGACUAUCUUUGGUGUCGAGCAAGUCAAACUUACAGAUUUCGACGGUUCGCCUUCCGGCAGGAAAGAGUUUCUCUGCUGGAACACGCCUUUCAAAGAUCCUGCAGACCCGACUUCUGGUAGAGGUGACGCGUUGGCGGAAGCUGCGAAACUUUUCUGUCAACUUAUCCUUCGAGGUGUUCGUGUGAUUGCGUUUUGUAGGGUGCGAAAACAAUGCGAAGCAUUGAUAGGAGCUGUCAAGAACGAACUGGCGUAUCUGGAUAAACAGGAAGUCAUGGCAAGAGUCAUGUCCUAUCGAGGCGGCUACGCUCCUCAAGAUCGACGAAAGAUUGAAAAGGAGAUGUUUGACGGCAAACUUGUCGGUAUCGUGGCGACCAGUGCGCUGGAGCUGGGCAUUGAUAUCGGAUCUCUCGAUGCGGUCAUGACUUGCGGGUUCCCCUAUACGAUCGCCAACCUUCGUCAGCAAAGCGGUCGAGCUGGUCGCAGAAACAAGGACUCGAUGUCUAUACUUGUUGGAGACGCCUUUCCAACCGAUCAGCAUUACAUGCAAAACCCAGACGAAAUCUUCACGAAGCCCAACUGUCAACUACAGGUCGAUCUAGAGAACAUGCUUGUACUCGAGGGACAUGUGCAGUGUGCGGCCAACGAGAUGCCCGUUCAGCCCAAAGGGGAUGAAGUUUAUUUCGGCAAACUCUUGACCGAUAUUGCAGAGAACAGAAUGAGAAAGGACGAACUUGGCUUCUUCCACACGGCUGAUCGGUUCCUUCCUCGACCAUCGACUUUUGUGGCAAUUCGCGACACUGAAGAAGAUCACUUUGCUAUUGUUGACAUCACGCAUGGGCGCAACGUCGUACUUGAAGAGCUCGAGGCCUCGCGUGCAUUCUUUACGAUCUAUGAAGGAGGCAUAUAUCUGCAUCAAGGUAACAAGUACCUGGUCAAAGAAAUGUCAACAGAUAGGAUGAUGGCUCGCGUCGAGUUUGUGCGAGUAGAAUGGACGACCCAACAACGUGACUUUACCGAUAUCGACCCCAUCGAGACAGAAGCAAUCCGCAAGAUCUCCAAAUCGCUGUCAAGAGCAUACUACGGCACCAUCAGAAUCACGCAAGUGGUGUUUGGGUUCUUUAAGGUGGAUGCAAAGCGCCGCAUCUUGGACGCAGUGGAAGUCGACAACCCACCCAUCACGAUUUUUAGCAAAGGCAUGUGGCUAGAUGUGCCGCGUCGCGCGCUGCAGAUCCUCGAGUCAAGGCGACUGAAUAUGGCAGGAGCCAUCCACGCAGCCGAACACGCUUUGCUCUCGCUCAUGCCAAACUUUGUCAUCAGCAUGCCUGGCGACGUCAAGACCGAAUGCAAAAACGCAAUCAAAGAGUUUCAGGCNAGAGAGAACAGUCGCAAGCGACCUGCACGUUUGACUUUCUAUGAUGCGAAAGGCGGUGCUGCGGGCUCGGGCAUCAGCACCAAAGCCUUUGAGUUCGUAGAUCGCUUGCUCGUGCAGGCUUGCGAUCGAGUGGGUGCCUGUCAUUGCGAUGAGGGGUGUCUUGAAUGCUGCUGCUCGGAACAAUGCAAAGAGGCAAAUUCUGUAAUGAGCAAAGCGGGCGCCGAAGUCAUCCUCAAGUCGCUGUUGAACAGAGAGAUUGAUGUUGAUGCGCUGCCAUGGGGUCCUGAGGAUGAGAAGACGCCUGCAGGUGUCGAAACUGUAGUGUUUGCCAAUGAAAUCGCACCGGGACGGGGUAAAAGGUUUGGAGACGUCAUUAUCAAGACCGAGGACGGAGAAGAGGAAGGCAUCGUUAUCAUUAAAGAUGAGCCUGAGGACUGA
Messenger RNA from Aureobasidium vineae, 3441 nucleotides. NCBI's taxonomy places the organism in Eukaryota, Fungi, Ascomycota, Dothideomycetes, Dothideales, Saccotheciaceae. The record is from the annotation of a GenBank genome assembly.